AUGGAGGUAUGGGUCGGCACGGCGCACUUUACUCCGGGGACACCUGUGGCGCAGUAUGAGGUGGAAGUGCACGAUCAUUUUUCUAGACUACCUCGUGAUGCCUUGCAAGUGGUUUUCCAAGGGGACGUGAACACAGGGUUUUCGUGGGCAUUGGAAGGGGCCGAGGUCUCCGCGGUAGCCAAGGAGGGCAAGGGCAAUGUCCUUCACAAGGUAAUGAUGGAGGAGGGGUUUGCCAUUGGUGCACCAGGACGGGAUCAAGUGCAUGUCCCCACCAGCCGCCCGAGGCAAGCAGGCAAAAGUGGUCAGUGCAUUGACAUCAUGGCCUAUCGUGGAAUGUGUUUUCGAUCGUGGGGGAUGGUGGUGGACUCCUACCUCAGUAUCGGCACUGAUCAUGAACUAUGUCGGGCUGUUUUCGCAGAGAAGACACACAGAAGUUUUCCCCGUCACAACACUCGUCCUAGGGUAUGGGUAGGAGGGAUCUCUGUCGUGGAGAACAUGAAUCAGGAGACCAUUGAACAGCUGGCCCAGCAAUGCACGAGACCAGCACCAGGGUUGGGGUACAAGGAUCCAGUUGCUGUCAAACAGGCCUUCAAGGAAGCGAAGCUUUCGGGGACAUCGGUGAAAUGGAAGAUGGCGCUCAAACUUCGCAAGGAGGCAAGGUUGCACUGGGAACAUGCUCGCCUCGUGCGGGCCAGCGAAGGAGAAUGGCACUCAUUCAGGGCUCUUAAACCACGUCGACAGGAAGGGUGGGAUGUUGGUUUCGCGGAGGCACAGGACGAGGAUCCUCAUCAAACAGUUCAUGAGCAUCUCCAGGGGGUCUAUGCAGGGAAUGACCUUCCUCCCCCGCCGGUGUGGAAAGGUGAUGUAUGUGCCUUCACACUGGAAGAGCUUCGCUUGGGACUGACACAGCUCAAAAGGGGUAUGGCGGUCGGUGCGGAUCUCACCUCGACUGAGCUUUUGCAAGGGCUUGUUCAGGUACCAGGCGGUGAGACCCACCUCCUGGAAUGGUACAACAGGAUUCUGGCUACGCAAUCGAUCCCUAGUCGUUGGAAUGAGCCAGUCCUUGUGAUGCUCCCCAAGAUGACGAUCCCGAAACGCGCACGUGACCUUCGCCCAAUCGCCAUGGGCAGCGCUGUGUCUAAACUUUUCAGUCGCAUGCUGUUGAAUCGGGCCCUCUCGAAGAUCGUGCCACACACGUACGCUCAAUGUUCUGGUCCGGGCCGACAAACUUCGGAUUAUUUAUUUAGCAUCAUUCGGUUGUUUGAGUUGACGAGGGAAUGGGGAAACCCAUUGGUGGUUUUCAAGCUUGACUCGGAAAAGGCCUUCGACAGCCUUGACCGUCAGAUGCUCAUGAUAAAGCUGGAGGAGAAGCUUGGUCAAGGACCUGAGCUCAACUGUUGGCAUGGGCUACUCCGGGGCACAACAGGGUUACUUCAGACGCCGUGGGGCUCUUCGAAGGUGGAAAUGCGGCGUGGGAUUAAGCAGGGUGGUAUAGAAUCCCCGUUGUUCUUUGCGCAUAUUGCUGAACUGGUGCUGACUGACACGGUCUCUAUGCACGGUUGGCGCAAUAUGACUCCACUUUACCCGGACUUACCGCCGGAGGAGAUGCUCUAUAUGGAUGAUGGCAUGCUGUGGAGUGGCUUUCUCUCAGUGGUUCAAGCACGCGCACAAACGCUCUCGGUGGAGUUUGCUAAAUAUGGCCUAAGGAUGAACCCUCAGAAAUGCCAGCUCUACGCGUCCCCGCAUGUUACGGGCAAGCACGAAAUUGUGCUGAACGGGGUCAGGGUUCAGGCAUCGCCUACGUUGGAGGUGAUGGGCCUGUCGCUUCGCGUGGGUAUGUCCAUCUACGAGGUUGUGUCCCCAGCAGUUUCCAGGGCCAGGGCAAAAUUUUGGGAGCUCAAGCAUCUCUUCAGGGCCAAGGGGCACAUGAAGAGCAGAGCCAGAGUCAUGCAGAGGGUUGUGGGAGCGACUGCUCUUUGGUAUGUCUGUGCGGUUCCUCCGGACAAAGCUGCGAUGACUGCUCUGAAUGCAACGCAACUCCAACUAAUGGUGUGGCUUCUCCGUUUCAGCAAGGCGUCUACGGAGAGCUGGGGGGAGUUCAGGCAGAGGGCUUUCCGUGGGGCCAGGUCUGCCCUGCAUUCGGCUGGUCUGGAACGCUGGUCUACUCUUUGGCUACGGCGCUACUGGCGGUAUGCGGGGCACCGUGUUCGCUCGGUCCUCUCACCCUUCCCACCCAUCAGCUGUGACUUUGAGUUCUUUCGCACCUUGCCGUGGUGGACUCACCAGCAAACUCUCAAGCAAGGGGGUCUUCGACAUAAGGGUCAUCAUUAUGCUCGGCUCACGCUUUUGGAGCAGCACCUCGACUCGGUUGCGGGGGCACCCUGGCGUAAUCUUGCUCAUGAUCGCUGUGCUUGGAGGGGCAGAGAGGACGCGUGGGUCGCGCUUAUGGAUGUGCCGUGGAGCUCGGGGAUCAUGGCUCGCCAUGUCUUCUGGGCUGCCGCCUAUGCCUUGAUGGCGACGCUGCUGUGGGCCGCUCCUAAGGACGGACCUUCUCAGCUGGCAGCUCCGGCUUCCAUACCUCGGUCUUCGCUGUGGGCCUCCUCUGUGACGUCUACAACAGCUGAGGACUCGAUGACUUCAAAUUCGCAAGCCUCAACGAACGCUGCCCUUGCAGCGUCUUCUACGUUUUUGGAAUCAAGCUCAGAAACCACUCCUGGGGCGGCCUCGGUUGCCUUGGGAGAUAACCAAUCUGCUCCUCCUGCUGCACUUGAAGAUGAGGAUCCUUCUCCUCCUGCAGGCGGGGCCGAUUCUGCUGUAUGUCUACCAGGUGUGCGGAUCGAGUAUCCCGACGCUCCCCUCAACGACAUGAUUCUGCGCCCGGUGGAUGAUAACCUCUUUGAGAAUGAACCAGUAAGCUGUGACCUGCCUGAACGGGCUGAAUGCCCCCACCUCGUCCCCGCUAGUGGGAAUGCCACGGCCGGGGCCGCCAGCUCUUCUGCCCGUCCCAAUGUGCAGAUGGACAGCAGCUCCCAGACUGUUGCCCCGGACUGUGCAUGGAUCACCUCGGCUGUGGCACAACUUCGGCAGCUUCGACUACAAGGGCAAGGGGGAGACUUAGUGUGGCUCUGUGUUCUGCGAAGGGUGCAAUUCCGUGAUGAUCGGGGAUAUUUUCAAUGGUUCAGGACUUUUGCGCGGGGUCUUCGCCGAGAGUUUGGUCGGGAGCUGCAUCACGGGUCAUGUACGCGAUCGGCUACCAGAGCGGAGGUGAGUUGGGCUUCGAGGGUGGAGUAUGCCGCCUUUCAGGACUAUGUGGAGAUUGGGGAGUCGAUCUUCCCCACGACCUGGAGCCCGAUAACGACCUUGCCAUCUGAUGUGUGGAUACCUCGGCCUGCGGAGGCAGGCCAGCCGUCUUCCAUCCCGCAUGGCUUGUUCCGCCCUGUUCAAGUGGCUGUGGUUGAAGGGGUAGAUGGGAACCAGGAAUUGCCGCAGCCGAGCGUGACUGCGGCGUGCUCGGGUACCUCCGUUACUGCGUCUGAAGUGGAAGGGGCAAUGGAGGAGACGGAUGAGAUAGGGCUGCUGGAGUUCGCCGUGCCCGCGUGGAUGAUGGUAGUGGUGCCUGGUGCAAAGGGCUUCCAUGAGGCAUGGACGCCGGAUACUGUGCCACCUUGGUUUGAGGAUGUGGUUGAGAGGCUUCAGCUGGCUUUAGAUCGAGGAUUUGAAUGUCGGCCUCUUCUCAACAUGGUACAGGACUGCAUCCAUGACAUUGCGGAUGACAGGUUUGCAAUGGAGUGUGAGCCUCAGUUCAACCUCCUCUUGCGUCGCUUGCUCGAGUACUCACCGAUUCUCGACGACCCCGUCAUCCAGGGCAUGGGGGAGCCUGGUUUGGACGAACUUGAGGAGCUGGUGGAGUGGUCAGUGGGUCGGGUACGGCAUCACUGGCUGUGGUCGGUCUGUCCCGUUGCUAUGCGCAAUCGGAUUUAUGAGGUUGCCAUGCGCAACCUUGGGUACACAGUGACAAUGCCGCACAGGGGGCUCGAAGAAGAAGACAGAGAACGGCGACAGCUGUCAAGGUCUAGAACACCUCAGCGUCAACGUGGUGGUGGAAUCGGACGGGCAAUGCCAGCGAACGUGGGCACGCCCAUUGAGGGCGUUGUGCCCGGGCCAGCACAUGAACCCCGAGAAGAAGGUGAUGAAACCGCCCUGUUCCAGGACGCGCCCCGCAUGAGAUGGCCGGACCUUAUUGAGCAACUUGGCCGAUGGUUUGAGGAAGGGCGGGCAGUGGGCAUGGCUGUUUGUAUGGCACGUCGCUUGGCUAGAGGUCGGGAUGACAGGUCUUAUCGAGAGUGGGUGGAGGGGCCGUUGGCUACUAUCGGUGCUGGGUAUCCCAACAGCGAAGGUGAGGAACUUUCGGAGACGCCACGAUGUUUCUUUGAGUGGGCCAGGGCGGUUGAGGGUCACUUGUAUGAGGGCUACCAGCAUGAUCGAGACAUUCGGAUUGACAUUCCUGUGCCUUCAGCAGGGACCGGUGCUGCAGAUGCGGUCAGUCUGAUGGAGAACAGGUGGCGACAUGGCCGUCGCCGUGUCCGCGACUCCCGAUCCCCUCGCCGUCAACCUCGUCGAUCUGAACCUGUUCGCACACGCGGAGGUGAUGUACGAGAUGGGCGAGGAGAUGGCCGAGGCCGUUCGGAUAGGCUUUCCUGUGCCACUCCCUACAGAAGUGAAGCCAUGACCCGCGGCAGUGGCUCCGCGGGGGUUGCUGCAGGGACUGGUCGUGCCAGUGAGUAUGUGGAGGUGGAGGUGGCACCCAAUGACACGGAGCGAGCAUCGGGGAGUACGGAUCCAGCACCGACGGCAGUGCGGCUGAGGCCCAAUCAGCUUGAUGUAACUCAGCCCAUGACACUCGCUCAGGCGGUGACGCUCUGGAAAUACCUGCUCUUUGACAGGGGAGCUUUCCAGGGACCGCGUGAGGGUGAAGGACGUAUACCUCUGUCCUUCCUGCCGAGGCCCAUGUUGCGAGAGGUCUCCGCCACACAUGAAGCUAUGCCACCCACCAAUCGGGCAAUCUCUACUUUGGCGCUGGUUCAUCUACUUCGAUAUUUGAUGGCAGAGCUGAGCCAAACACUCGAUGUCGCAGACGCGGUGGCAAGAACGAGGGAGGGCACGGCGGACGCUGUGGACCUUGAGGAGGAUGAUGAGCCGGCGCUCAUGCAAACCUUCUUUGCGACCGGCGGAGUGGACUCGAUGGCGCAGCGGUGGGCGAGGGCAAUGGUGCGUCUUCAGAAGGAGCUCUCAGGGUUCAUGCCAGCAAAGCGCGGGCGGAUGCUUCUCCGGCUCCGCUCUGGGCUCCCGGCAAUGGGAUCCUCACAAACCCCGUCGUCGUGGCAAGAACAAUUUCAGGCUCUCUUGCUGGUCAUGGGGGAGGAUAUCAGUGUGGGCAGCAGUUGCGAAGAUGUUGCUGGGGAUGCAGGUUGGCUUGCCAGCUGGACGAAGGAGCUUGCGGCAUUCCUGCCUGGCUACAGCAUGACGCAGACUGCCACAGUGCUUGUUGACUCCUUGGAUUCCAAGCAGCUGACCAAGGAAGCGGAAGAAGAGGCUCGGGACAUGGAACAGCUGCUGCGUGAUGAAGAAGAAGAACGCCAGUGGAAGCGGGACAAGGCGACUCAGGAGGAGGAAGAGAUGCAGAAGUUUGAGGAGCAGGAGCAGUUGUUCUUGCGAGGAGAGGCAGCGGCGUACCAGGCCUGGGAGGACGAGCAGAUGAAGGACAGUGCAUGCGCUGUGGCGAGAUCUGCUAAGCGUCGCUGCCUGGUUGCCCUUCAGGCUUCUGUGGGAACCUCGCAAGGGGCGUUAGGCCAUAGGACGUCUCGCAUGCUAGAGAUGGAGCUUCCCCUGAAUGGCACGCCACUGGUUCUGACGAUGGUCGCCAACAUGGAGGACGCCCCGAGUGAAGUUCCCACUGUUCGGGUGCAGCAGACUCAGCAGGGUGGGACUGGUGGGGCAGCGUCGGCUGGUGACUUAGCCAUGAGAGGCGAUCGGCCCAUUGGUGUGGGCGCAGCGGUUGGAGACUUUGAGGCCUAUGCCAGGCUGUAUGCGCAAUGGAGGUCGGGGGCCACUUCGCUUUUGGAGGUUGCUUCCGAAUAUGGGCAAGAGACGGUGGAGCUACUGGAGGCCCAGUAUGCGCUGGAGAUGGAAAUUGACAAGCCGGACCCCUUGCUGUCCUCCUUGGAGAUCGGUGCCGCAGAGAGUGGGCGGACUGCACAGCAAAGUGACUCAGUCCCGGCAGUGGUUCCUGGUUUAGGCUGUCCAGGACGGCCCCGUUUGGGUUUUGGCUUCUUUGAGAACAUCUACGAGCAAUGGCGUUGUCGAGUCAAGACGGAUGGGGAGGUUGUUUGCCAUUAUGGACACAGGUGGCUGAAGCUCUUUCGGCAAUGGCGGACGUGGGGGCUCAGUGGGAUCUGGUGCUAUCUGUCCGACCUCCUGGAUAUGGAGAUGAACCCGGACCCACUCUCAGCUCGACCGCGCAUCGAUGAUGGUGAUCUUCUCCCACGAGUCUACCUGGUUCCGGUGGAAGCGCUCUGGGAAAUGUUUGUCCGAUGGCAGUCCGGAGAAGUGACGGACACGGUCAGGGAGCUCCUUGGCACAGAAUGGCUUCGGAUCUUUGAGGUUAUGGCUACUGAAGGGAUUGGCGUGGCCAAGCCGAUGAUGGAGCACCUUGUUAAUUGGCAAGCUGUCGGGGACAUGCCCAUGGAGGGUUUGCGGGUUCUGGGCUUGAAUGUGGAUGUCAAUGGUCUGCAGAUGGAGGAGACCGUUCUACCUCAUGGACACGCACCACAGCUACCUGGAGGUCAUGCUCACUUGGAUGGGUUUUCGGCGGUUGUUGCCGUUGAUGGUGAUGAAUCGGAGAUGCUGGGAACAGGCCAAGAAGAAGAGGGUGAUCCACAAGUGGGGACGGGCAAUGGUCUAUGA
This is a messenger RNA of Symbiodinium sp. CCMP2456, 6963 nucleotides long. NCBI's taxonomy places the organism in Eukaryota, Dinophyceae, Suessiales, Symbiodiniaceae. The record is from the annotation of a GenBank genome assembly.